Ceratina calcarata is the source of this 2423-nucleotide messenger RNA. RefSeq names its product Ligand-gated chloride channel homolog 3 (gene Lcch3). Bases 271 to 1731 code for a protein of 486 amino acids. Gene Ontology annotation, cellular component: membrane. Gene Ontology annotation, biological process: monoatomic ion transmembrane transport. The record is from RefSeq and is a predicted model, not a curated record. The transcript is spliced from 10 exons. NCBI's taxonomy places the organism in Eukaryota, Metazoa, Arthropoda, Insecta, Hymenoptera, Apidae. Gene Ontology annotation, molecular function: extracellular ligand-gated monoatomic ion channel activity; GABA-A receptor activity.
CUAGUCCCUCCAGCAUCAGCCCCUUCUUCAGAUAGCUUCUUCCAUCCCCCAGUGAUACCGUUAUCAUCUUCCUGAUACCACAGACAAAUUCCACGCAGCUUGGCGAAUUAACAGAUUUGAUCGAAGAUUUUAAAGGAUGCACGAUGAAGGGGAGGAAGGAUCUAAGUCGGAGAUGACCGGGCUGGAUUUCAGUCCUGAGAAUCGUUCCCUCCGGAUUUAAAAACGAAUUUCGUUCGUUCAGAAUUAAUUAUAGAAACUGGGAUUGGGAGGAUGCGGUGGCUCCAGAGGAUAUUAAUUCCAUUCCAAAUGGUUCAACUCAUCGCUUGGGCAAGCGUGGAGAACACGCAAUUGUCUGACAGGCUGGAGAACGUUACCCAAACAAUCUCGAGGAUACUCGAUGGCUACGACAUACGACUGAGGCCUAAUUUUGGCGGAGAACCGCUACUGGUAGGAAUGGACCUGACCAUAGCUAGCUUCGACGCGAUUUCUGAAGUCAACAUGGAUUACACGAUAACUAUGUACCUAAAUCAGUACUGGAAGGACGAGAGGCUGGCAUUUUCUCAGGAGGAAGAGGUGCUGACCUUGAGUGGCGACUUCGCCGAGAAGAUCUGGGUACCGGACACGUUCUUCGCCAACGACAAGAACAGUUUUCUACAUGACGUGACUGAGAGAAACAAGCUUGUACGAUUAUCCGGAGAUGGUUCGGUGACCUAUGGUAUGAGAUUUACUACGACUCUAGCAUGCAUGAUGGAUUUGCACUACUAUCCCCUCGAUUCGCAAAAUUGCACAGUAGAGAUCGAGAGCUAUGGGUACACGGUAUUGGACGUGGUGAUGUACUGGAAGGAGACCCCGGUAAGAGGAGUGGAGGAAGCAGAAUUACCACAAUUCACGAUAAUCGGCUACGAGACGAAUGACAGGAAGGAGAGACUAGCCACCGGGAUUUACCAGAGGCUUUCGUUAAGCUUCAAACUACAGAGGAAUAUUGGAUACUUCGUGUUCCAAACGUAUCUGCCUAGUAUAUUAAUCGUGAUGCUCAGCUGGGUCAGUUUCUGGAUCAAUCACGAGGCAACGAGUGCCCGAGUUGCGUUAGGUAUAACUACCGUUCUGACGAUGACAACGAUAUCGACAGGCGUGCGUAGCUCUCUGCCGAGGAUAAGCUACGUAAAAGCGAUCGAUAUUUACCUGGUGAUGUGCUUCGUGUUCGUAUUCGCCGCGCUGCUGGAAUAUGCCGCGGUCAAUUACACCUACUGGGGAGCUAGGGCCAAGAAGAAGACCAAGAAGAAGGACGGGGACGAUAAACGAGUCGUCGCAUCUAAAACAGGCAGUAAAGCAAGCUCACCUUUUCCUGGCUCGACGGAGGCGGACAUAAUUGAGUUGCAGGACCUGCGGAUGUCACCAUUGCCUUCAAUUCGGAAUCGUUCCAGCCUGCUCGGCGGGUCGACUCCGACAAGUGCUCGGCACGAGCACGAUCCUGCCAAGUUCCCUCCUAGCUUCCGAAUCUCCAGGGUUGCGGCGUAUAACACGUACGGCAGGCACAGCGGGCUCAGAUACCGAGGGCCCAAGCACCACAGACCUAAGGUGCUACACGCGAUUAGAAGAGGUGCGUCGGUGUUGCGAGUAUCGAUGCCAAAGAUCAAAGAUGUGAACAUAAUUGACAAAUACUCACGGAUAAUAUUCCCAGUGAGCUUCAUGCUGUUCAACGCGAUCUACUGGGUGUUCUACUUCCUCUGAACAAUUAAUUAAUCAAUUAAUUACACGGUUCGCACGUAAGAGAUGGAAGAUUCCACCUGUUGCUCUCAUCUUGAUAACCGAACGUGAGGACCAAUCGCGAGCAGGGAGCGCCAAUAAGAUUAAUUAUAUUGAUCACGUGAAGAUUUCAAUUUCAAAUCCCCGAAAAGUUUGAAACGUUGAAAAAUCGUAGAAUAACGAGACUAAAAUAAAGAGAAUUAUAUAAUGAGGAUGGAAAUUGUUAAACUAAGAAGGGAACUCGUUAAUAUGCGAGGGAACCGAUGGGAGCAGGUAUCGAAAGUACUGAAUCGAACGCUGCCAAAGUUAAUGAUAAAUUUUUAAAUUAAGAGAAUAAUAUAUCUUUUAAUGUAAAACCUUCGUUUGCGUCGAUGAAUAUACACAAAUAAUAGAUUCACAUUUAAACGCUGGAUCAAUCAUUUGUGUAUAUUGUAUGUAACAUGACGAUUGAAUGUACAUAAGAUAAAUUCUAUUUUAGCGGGAAUACGUUCCUAAUUAUUACUUUAAAGGCAAAAGAAUAAUUGUAAGGAAUUAGAAAUAAAUAAAGAGAAACUAGCAAACCUGAAACACCCAGACUUCAACGUUUCAAAUCUCGUAUAUAAUAACGCUUUCGAAUUAUUGUUUAAUUACAAAAAAGGAAUAGUAUAAAUUUCAAUUCAAUAAACAAAUAAUUUUUA